This is a messenger RNA of Aspergillus pseudoviridinutans, 537 nucleotides long. Its product is annotated as putative cystathionine beta-synthase (beta-thionase). Bases 1 to 537 code for a protein of 178 amino acids. NCBI's taxonomy places the organism in Eukaryota, Fungi, Ascomycota, Eurotiomycetes, Eurotiales, Aspergillaceae. The transcript has 2 exons. The record is from RefSeq and is a predicted model, not a curated record.
AUGGCCUCUUACAUGACCGCCAGCGAGGCAUUCGCUCGUGAGAAACUCGCCCCAAAUGUCGAAGUAUCCACAAGUCAGACUGCCUGGGCUGACAAGUAUAGAGGGGCUACUGUUGAAGAUCUUGACCCCCCUCCUGCGCUCUCUGUCUCUCCUAGCGAUUCUAUUGCUUCCGCUAUGCUCGCAGCAUAUGAGCGCGAUUAUACCCACCUGACAGUCAUCUCAUCGAAUCGGUCUUUACUCGGAUACCUUAGCAUACCGCGACUGAAGGAGUUGCUCAAACAAGGCACCGUCAAGGAAACGGACACUGUCGCAACAGCCAUGCAGCGCUUCAACCGCAAGCGUGGCACAUAUCAGGUCAUCACAAUGGAGACGCCGUUAGAGGAGCUAGAGCAGUUCUUCGAGAGUGAAAAGGGACCCAACGGAGAAAGGAGAGAAAAGCAGCAGUUUGCCGUGGUCACUGAUGCAUCCCGGAAGUUUGUACUCGGGGUUGCAACCAAGGCUGAUUUGGAGGAAUUCGUCAAGAGAAGACCGGCGUAG